CUCUCUCUCUCUCUCUUGCAGGAGAUGAUGAUGAUGCUGGGGAUGAUGUUGGCAGCGCGAGCAAAAUAGCGAUCUCUCUGGAUACGCGGUGCGAAUCUUCGACGCAGCUGAAAAAAGAUCAAAGCGAAGUGUUUCGUUUCCAGCCUCAAGAGGAAUAAUAAUCACAAUAAUAAUAAUUAUUAUUAUCAUAAUAAUAGAAUAAAAGACUGCUUCGAGGUUGAUUGCGCGCGGCUUGACAAGCAAGAUGUGGUAUGAGUGUCAGAGGAGAACUCCAUGGCUCUGAGGUGUGUCAGACUGUACCCUAGUAGCCAUUCGGAGCAGAGGUCAAUGGGGUCACGGGGGGUCAUGUGGGCAACACAUCUAUUCUUCCUCUUCGCCUUCUUCACACCUGUUACGCUGGUGUUGAGUCGCGCGCCUGUGCCCAUGGCCGUGGUUCGCCGCGAGCUCUCGUGUGAGGGUUACCCCAUCGAGCUGCGUUGCCCGGGCACUGAUGUCAUCAUGAUUGAAAGUGCCAACUAUGGACGCACAGAUGACAAGAUUUGUGACUCCGACCCCGCUCAGAUGGAGAACACACGCUGCUACCUGCCUGACGCCUAUAAGAUCAUGGGCUUUAGGUGUAAUAACAGGACCCAGUGCGCAGUGGUUGCAGGCCCAGAUGUUUUUCCCGAUCCGUGUCCUGGAACAUACAAAUACCUGGAGGUUCAGUAUGAGUGUGUGCCAUACAAAGUGGAACAGAGAGUCUUCCUAUGUCCAGGCAUUCUGAAGGGCGUGUACCAGAGCGAACAUCUCUUUGAGUCGGACCACCAAUCUGGCUCGUGGUGCAAAGACCCGCUGCAAUCGUCCAAUAAGAUAUACUACAUGCCGUGGACACCGUAUCGCACCGAUACCCUCACCGAAUAUUCGUCCAAAGAGGAUUUUAUCGCAGGACGUCCCACCACUACUUACAAACUCCCGCAUCGGGUUGACGGCACCGGCUUUGUCGUGUACGACGGCGCAUUGUUCUUCAACAAGGAGCGCACGCGCAACAUCGUCAAGUUCGAUUUGCGCACCCGCAUCAAAAGCGGCGAGGCUAUUAUCGCCAACGCCAAUUACCACGAUACAUCUCCUUAUCGCUGGGGAGGGAAGUCCGACAUCGACCUGGCUGCUGACGAAAAUGGCCUGUGGGUGAUCUACGCCACGGAACAGAACAACGGGAAAAUCGUCGUAAGUCAGCUCAACCCGUACACGCUCCGAAUCGAAGGGUCAUGGGAUACAACGUACGACAAACGAUCUGCCUCCAACGCCUUCAUGAUCUGCGGAGUCUUGUAUGUCGUGAAGAGUGUGUAUGAAGAUGAUGACAACGAAGCGUCAGGAAAUAAAAUCGACUACAUGUAUAGCACGGAGAAAAGUCGCGGAACGAACAUCAACAUCCCGUUUCCAAAUUCCUACCAAUACAUCGCAGCAGUGGACUAUAACCCAAGAGACAAUCUACUCUACGUGUGGAACAAUUACCAUGUCGUUCGAUACUCCCUGGAUUUUGGCAACAGUGACAACCGCCUUAAUUUCGAUCAUCCAUCCUCAGUGUUGCUUCCGGACCAGCUCCCACCUGCACGGAGCUCCACCUCCCGUCCACAUCCUUACACAGGGACACUCCGCCCCCUCAUUACUACAACCACUACUACGACCAUGGCACCGCCCCGUCGCCGCGAUGAUGACAACUUCCUCCCGGAGGCGCUGACUCUUCCCCCCUUGAUGGCCCGGACGCCACCUAUAAUUGACUACUGCCCUGCACGUAUGUCAGCUGAGCUCUCGUGGCCUCAGACUCACCGGGGGCAUGUUGCCAAGCAACCGUGCCCACCCGGCACCAUCGGUGUGGCAACAUACACCUGUGUGAGGGGCUACUGGGACCCAAAGGGCCCUGACAUGAGCAACUGCACCUCACCAUGGACCAAUCAUUUUACCCAGAGAAUGAGGUCAGGAGAGACAGCCGCCAUCAUAGCUCGUGAGUUAGCAGAGCAGACGAAGACGGCGGUGCUGCGUCCGGGAGACGUUCCGUCCACAGUCAGAGCCAUGGCCCAGCUGGUGGAGCUUUUAGACGUGCAGCUGAGGAACCUGACUCCUGGUGGGAAAGACACAGCAGCACGCAGCCUUAACAAGCUUCAAAAGAGAGAACGCUCGUGCCGAUUCUUCAUUCAGGCGAUGGUGGAGACGGUGAAUAACCUGCUGUGUGGGCGCGCUCAGGCUGCAUGGAAGGCGCUGUCAGUGAUGGAUCAGCUGCGCUGUGCCACCAUGCUGCUGGACACAGUGGAGACGGCUGCCUUCAUGCUCGCUGACAACCUGCUCAAGACCGACACCAUCCAGGAGAACACUGACAACAUCCAGCUGGAGGUGGCACGGCUCAGCACUGACAUGAUGCAGACAGAUCUGAGGUUCCCCCAGUCAGACGCUUCAGGAAACUUUAUCCAGAUUCCAGUUAAAACUCUGAAACAGCAAGGACGCAACGGUGAGAUCCGUAUUGCUCUGGUUCUAUAUAGGAAUCUGGGUCAGUAUUUGUCCACAGAGAAUGCGAGUGUGCGACUGGGAAGCGAAGCUGCUUAUCCCAACUACUCACUCAUCGUCAACUCGCCUGUAAUAACCGCAGCCAUAAACAAGGACAGCAACAAAAUCUACUUGUCUGAACCUGUUCGCUUCGUCGUCAGCCACUUGCAGAAGUCAAAGUCAAACUUCAACCCAAACUGCUCAUUCUGGAGCUACUCCAAACGCACCAUGACGGGCUACUGGUCUACGCAGGACUGCAGGCUUGGUGACACUAACAGCACACACACCUCCUGUUCCUGCACACAUCUGACCAACUUUGCCGUGCUCAUGGCUCAUGUAGAGGUCAAGAAGACAGAUCACAAUGAAACCACCUUGCUGGAUAAGAUCACAUGGGUGGGGAUUCUGCUCUCACUUGUCUGCCUGCUCAUCUGCAUCUUCACCUUCUGCUUCUUCCGUGGCCUGCAGAGCGACCGCAACACCAUCCACAAGAACCUGUGCAUUUCGCUGUUCAUCGCGGAGAUGCUGUUCCUCGUUGGAAUCUACCGAUCGGACCAGCCUAUUGCUUGUGCAGUGUUUGCCGCUCUGCUUCACUUCUUCUUCUUGGCCGCAUUCACAUGGAUGUUUCUGGAAGGUGUGCAGCUCUACAUCAUGCUGGUGGAAGUCUUUGAGAGCGAGUACUCUCGGACCAAGUAUUUCUACCUCACCGGCUACGGUGUACCCGCGCUCAUCGUGGCUGUUUCAGCUGCUGUUGACUAUCGCAGCUACGGCACGAACCAUGUGUGCUGGCUGCGGUUAGACACCUACUUCAUCUGGAGUUUCAUUGGCCCUGCUACGCUCAUUAUAAUGCUAAAUGUGAUCUUCUUGGGCAUCGCACUUUACAAGAUGUUCCACCACACUGCUAUUCUGAAACCUGACUCCGGUUGCCUGGACAACAUCAAAUCAUGGGUGAUUGGUGCUAUCGCCCUGCUGUGCUUGCUCGGCCUGACUUGGGCUUUUGGUCUCAUGUACAUUAAUGAGAACACGGUGAUUAUGGCAUACCUCUUCACCAUCUUUAACUCGCUGCAAGGGAUGUUCAUCUUUAUUUUCCACUGCAUUCUGCAGAAGAAGGUGCGGAAGGAGUAUGGCAGGUGCCUUCGUACACACUGCUGCAGUGGAAAGAGUGUAGAGUCAACCAUUUCAACCUCCACCAAGACCAACACAGCGCGGACACCUGGACGCUACUCUACGAACUCUCAGAGCCGCAUUCGGAGGAUGUGGAACGAUACGGUGAGGAAGCAGUCUGAGUCGGCUUUUAUCACGGGAGAUAUCAACAGCUCAGCCACUCUCAACAGAGGUACCAUGGCUAACCAUCUCAUCUCUAACGCCUUGUUGCGUCCUCAUGGCACUAACCCUUAUAACACAUUGCUGGGAGAGUCUUCAGUGUACAAUAACCCCUCUGCAAACAUGUUCAACACACAAGCCUCCUACAGAGAUUCAAAAGGCAUGCUGAACAACACGCGAGAUGCGAGCGUCAUGGACACGCUUCCGCUCAACGGCAACCAUGGCAACACCUACAGCGACUACCUCACAUAUGGCUCGUCCUCACCAACUACAUUGGAGAAGAAGAUCCUGAAGGAGCUGACAGCCAACUACGCAUCCACCUACCACCCCAACGCUAAGCUUGCCAACCACGUCGCCAACGGAGGCGUUCCUAGUCCGGCGGGUACGGCAGGCAUUAACCGCGAUGACGAGAACGCCGCCGCUGUUGCACUGGGGAUCUCCAGAGAGGAUGAAAACAACGCCCGCACAGCACUGAGCUUGGAGAUCAUCAGGGAGGAGUCUCAGGCACCUCUCCUCCCACCAAGACCUCCACCUCCAGACGGCCACCCGCCUUUACACACGUUCUCCGCCCACCGGCGCCUUCCGCAGGAGAAUAAUGAGAGUUUCUUCCCUCUGCUGAAGAAUGAGACGCACUCAUCUCAUGUGCUCAGAGACUCGUUAUACACCAGCAUGCCGACACUCACCGACCACCCGCAUGACGCCACUGACAUGAACAACAUCCGCGACGAGGACGACGACGAGGAGGAAGAUGAGGAGGAGGAAGAGGAGGAGGAGGAGGACGAGGAUGAGGAAGGGAGCGAGCUGCAUUUGUCCAAUGGGAAAGGAGUCAUGGCGGAGGGGGAUGAUGUAUACUACAAGAGCAUGCCUAAUCUGGGCUCGCGCAAUCACAUACAGGAACUGCAGAGCUAUUACCACAUGGGCCGCGGAGGAAGCGACGGGUUCAUCGCGCCGCCGGAAAAGGACGACUCGUCGCCCGAAGAGCAGCCGCAAGACCCCUCGCACUUGGUCACGAGCUUAUAGGCACAUACGCACACAACUUUGUGUGCGUGUUUGUAUGAGAUGCAAUGCACAAGGCACGGGAACCACUACCUACUGCACUGAUAAAUCCCUAGAGAAACUGAUAGCAGAUAGCUGCCCAAAAAAAAAACAAACAAAAAAAAAAACAA
Clarias gariepinus (North African catfish) is the source of this 5003-nucleotide messenger RNA. It is a transcript of the gene adgrl3.1, whose product is annotated as adhesion G protein-coupled receptor L3.1. The transcript is spliced from 24 exons. NCBI's taxonomy places the organism in Eukaryota, Metazoa, Chordata, Actinopteri, Siluriformes, Clariidae. Gene Ontology annotation, molecular function: G protein-coupled receptor activity; carbohydrate binding. The record is from RefSeq and is a predicted model, not a curated record. Gene Ontology annotation, biological process: G protein-coupled receptor signaling pathway; cell surface receptor signaling pathway. Gene Ontology annotation, cellular component: membrane. The coding region runs from base 274 to 4857 and encodes 1527 amino acids.